UAUUGUGGUAAGUGGUAUAUCUAUUUUGUUUAAGCUGAUCAGUAGGAUACUGCAUCUGUUGCAAUCUUCUUCUAGGUACUUAGUUUUCCAUUACAUUUUCUCAGAAUGGUCUACCCUCCUAAUCCACUAUGAUACAUCAAGCCAUGUGCUGACCACGAAGUUUACUGUUCCUGACAAUUCAUAUUUAGUGAAUAAAGCAGUUUAGUAAGAGUAAAGAUUUCUUCUUCUGUUAGUGGAUAGGAUAUGAUUACUUGGAACCCAAAAGAAAAACGGAAGUGUAAGUGGACGUCUAUGUAAAAAGGGGGGGGAAAAUCCCCUGACAUGGUGAGCAAACUUGCCAAUAAGUCAAUAUUUGCUUGAAUCGUGGUGAGAAAAGAAAGCUGUGAGCUGACAAAUGGGAGAGCUGUAUGACGCACAUGCAACACUCCCAUUCCGGCUUAUGAUGGGGGGAGGGCUGAAUGGCUGGGGUGUGCAAGUCUCUAGGGACUGAAGAGUCCUUUUGGUGGGUGAGAUGAAGAACAGACUGGAUGAGCUGAGGGGCUAUCAGAACAGGGAUGAGGGAUCCCAAAUAGAUUUUGAUUUACAAGGUCCUGGCUACUUUAAUGCUGGCUAUCAAGAAGGACUUUCUUCAGGGAUGGGAGAGUUCUUUGGGCAGGUGUAUCAGCUUUACAUGGAUCUAAGCAUGUUACGAGAGUUGUCGGAAGAGAUUCAUGGCAAGCAGGAGCGGAUUCUGUGUAGCACUACAGCUGAGGAACUAUGUGGAGAAAAGCAGCUUCUCGCUGAACUCAAAAGACGGUUCUCUCACCAGGCUAGGGACAUCCAUGAGCGUUUGUCUCAAAUGAAAGAGAAGGAUUGGACUGGAACGCUCUGGAAAGGUAGUGCAGAAGGCCGGAUUAAGCAGUCCCAGUUCUACAGCCUGCUCCAACAGCACAAUCAGGUUCUGAGUCAGCACUAUACCUGGGAAACAGAGUAUGCAGGACGCCUGAAGGAACAGAUUGUAAGGCAGACACAGUUGGCUGGCGUGGAGCUGGAUGAGGAAGAGAUCCGACGCCUGGCAGAUAGUUUGCAGGUUCCCCAGCUAGUGGGCACUGACAUCCCAGAACUUGAGGCCCUCAGGAAUCUUGCACUUGUCCAGGAGAGACAUCAUCAGCUGUUGGCCCUGGAAGAGCAGAUCAGUGAGCUCCACUCUCUUUUUCUAGCCCUGGAAGUCAUGGUGUGCCAACAGCACUUACAGAUGAACCACAUUGAGUACAACGUCCUACACACUCUAGACUAUGCGAGCGAGUCCUCCGAAAAACUGAAGAAGGCUCUCCGGUACCAGCACCACUCCAGAGUAGCUGCUCUUGUUUCCUCUCUUCUGGGACUGUGUUUGUGCUGUGGGUGCCUGUGUUGCGCAUCCCCGAACUUGCCCUUUACCAAGUAGCCAGGCUGUUAUGUCCAAAGAGGAAAACACUUUUACCAGCAAUUAACCAUCACAAAAUAAGCUAAGUGAGCUAAAGCUUUCGGUUACAUGACCGAUAUUUCAAAAUUACCGAAUAAGCAAUAAAUGUUAAUGAAACCAUGAAUAUCUGUUGAGACAAUGCUAUGAUAGAUUCACUUUGCAGUUUAAAAGUUUAAGUCAAAAGAAAAUUCAUGGUUAGAGCUGACAUUUAGGUUGUUAUCGGGCCUCUUGGUUUUCAGCCAUUUAGGUGCUUGGCGUGUGUCCUCAUUUCUCAUGUCCAAGUCUCUGUUGUUGUUAAAUACAUUUGGAAAUGCAUUCUAUGCUGUGUAUAUGCUCAUCAUGUAAUAUAUCUGUAAAUAAAAUUGUGUCAGAGACAGGUUGUUUACAUAAUUUUUGUUUCAAAGGUCAUACUUAUACACCCUGGAAAGCACAGAUAGACAAAACUAACCGAUGUUUCAGCUGUAUUUUUUUCCAUAUGGGUUGUGCUGUAACUUGAAUAUGGUACUUUCUUUCCGCUCAUUUUUGAAACAUUCUCUAGCAAUAUCAGUGGUGGAAAUUAAUCACAGCAAAUUAAUAUUCCAGUCUUGCACAUCCUCAAAAAAAUGAUACAGUAUAUUUAUUGUCAUUGUCAUUGCAAAUAAUAAUAUGCACAAGCUGUGUUUUGUCAUUGAUUGUAGGCCUUUAUCUCAAUUUUAUUACUUGUGUAU
Messenger RNA from Brienomyrus brachyistius, 2148 nucleotides. Its product is annotated as syntaxin-1A-like. The coding region runs from base 512 to 1423 and encodes 303 amino acids. The transcript has a single exon. Gene Ontology annotation, cellular component: plasma membrane; endomembrane system; synaptic vesicle. Gene Ontology annotation, biological process: intracellular protein transport; exocytosis; synaptic vesicle fusion to presynaptic active zone membrane. NCBI's taxonomy places the organism in Eukaryota, Metazoa, Chordata, Actinopteri, Osteoglossiformes, Mormyridae. Gene Ontology annotation, molecular function: SNARE binding; SNAP receptor activity. The record is from RefSeq and is a predicted model, not a curated record.